Molecule: messenger RNA, 876 nt
Organism: Psilocybe cubensis
Lineage: Eukaryota; Fungi; Basidiomycota; Agaricomycetes; Agaricales; Agrocybaceae
Exons: 3
Coding region: 1-876 (291 amino acids)
Source: RefSeq, a predicted model, not a curated record
AUGAAUCCAGAACUGGCCUUUCACAGGCAGUCUCACAAUCCUGGAUAUCUUCAGUUUCUCAAUGACCUGCCAAAUGUCUUUAUUUUCAUUGUAAGAGCUCCGCUGCAUGUCAUUAUCAACGAAUAUCGUUCCAUUGGCGUUGACAGCCUUCUACCUCUUGCGGAAAGAGACCUUGAAGAGUUCUUGCUAUCCCGCCAAGAUUCGGGGGAUGUGCAUUUCAUUCACCCCCCUCAUCCUGAUCUUUCUGGGCCUCCAAGGCGCAUUACUCCUGUUCUAGUGGUUGUUCGAGGCCCAAUUGAUAAUAUGUUGAGGAGGUCUACUGAUUUCAUGGUUGAACACGUCCUCAGUGUGCCAAAGGAUGUUCUCAACAAUUUUCUUGAUGAACAUCGAAAGACAGGUGCACUGCAGCUUGUGCCCGCACAGUCUUGGUCUGCAGACUAUGAAUCUGCGCCUUCAACCCGCCUUCGACGCCUUCCCGACACCGUUUACGUCCGAUGGCCUUAUUUUGGGAGGCUUUCAGCUGCAUCAACAAGAAUUCGUGUAGGACGAAAUCCACGGCAACAAGCUGCAGGGAGCAUUGACGCUGACGGUGUUGCCAUUGUCCGCUCAUCUACCCAUGGACAACACGCCAACGCUGCUCUCAACUCCGACAACGACAACGACAUUGGCAACACUAGCAGUGAUUCCUCAGAUCUGCGUGAAUCAAUCAGUGUUCAGCCUCGCCGAGCUUCUGCACGUCUCAAAGCGUCUACGACAGCAUCUACGACAGCAUCUACGUCAGCUACCUCAGACACCCGAAGAUCCCAACGCCUUGAAAAUCUAAGGUUGGUUUCAUCGUGCCCUAAUUGCAAGGGGAAGAAGGCCCAUCGGCAUUAA